Messenger RNA from Trichosurus vulpecula (common brushtail), 780 nucleotides. Its product is annotated as transcription factor A, mitochondrial-like. The record is from RefSeq and is a predicted model, not a curated record. Gene Ontology annotation, molecular function: transcription cis-regulatory region binding. Lineage: Eukaryota; Metazoa; Chordata; Mammalia; Diprotodontia; Phalangeridae.
AGGACGGAGUUGGGACGUGCAAUGGCGCUGCUGCUGCGGGGAAGCUGGGCGGCCCUGAGGGCACUGGGCCGGACCGCCGCUCUCCAAGCCCCGGCCGCCGCCACCGCCGACCGGGGGCUGCUUGAGCCGCCCCCAUGGAGCGGUUCUGUCUGUGGAUUGGAGUGGUUUAUGAAGGACUGUACUUUAUCUAAUGCUCCAAAGAAGCCUGUGACUUCAUACAUUCGUUUUGUAAUGGACCAUAGACCCAUAGUCAGAAAACAAAAUCCAGAUUUGAAAAACACAGAGAUAAUUAAGAAGAUUGCUGAGGCUUGGAGGGAGCUUCCAGAAUCACAGAAGAAAGUAUAUGAAGAAGCUACCAAGGCAGAUUUAAAAAUAUACAAAGAAGAGCUCUCUAAAUAUAUGGCAGAGCUCCAUCCUAAUCUCCUAAUUUUGAAAGAAGAGAAGCGUCGAAGAAAGUUUAGAAAGGAAGCAAUAAAGAAAAAAAGAGAGCUAACUGCCUUUGGAAAGCCCAAAAGACCUUGCUCAGGUUAUAACAUUUUUGUCUCUGAACACUUUAAGAAAGCAAAAGGGAUUUCAGCACAGGAAAUGCUGAAGCUUUUAAACGACGAGUGGAAAAAUCUGGCGGAAUCUCGGAAGCAGGUAUAUUUACAACUUGCCGAAGAUGAUAAAAUUCGUUAUGCAAAUGAAAUUAAAUUGUGGGAAGAAAAAAUGCUUGAAAUUGGACGGGAAGAUCUUCUACAGUAUUCGAAGGGAAAAGUCAGUAUGAGGAGAACACGUUGA